UUCCUGCGUGGGCCUGGAGGUGGGUCAGUGACUCACGCCGGGGCCCUCUCCACCCCCGCGCCCAAAUGCUCGGCCCUCCCCGGGCCGGGGCUCACCUAAUCCCCGCAGCGGGAGUCGGGGGGCACCCGCGCCUGGGCCCAGGGCUAGGGUUACAGUGCGGUCACUUCACACUCGGCAGCAUGUGCAGCUGAGGCCUCCCCCCCACCCCGUGCAGCAGUCUCCCGCCAGCCGGGCAGCGAGGUCAGCUUGGCAAGCCGCUGCCUCUCCAGCCCCGAUCUGGCCGCAGGCAGCCGAUUCCCCCCGGACCCGAGGAGGUGAUGGCAGAACAAGAAGCCAGUGGGCUGCGGGUCCUGCUACGCACGCUCCAGAGCUCCUCUGACAGGGAGUCCACCCUGACCAUCCUCCAGGUCCUCGGAGAUCUGCUUUCUGUUGGCACAGACCGGAGGAUUCGCUACAUGAUCAGCAAGGGUGGUAGCGAAGCCCUUCUGCAGACCUUGGUGAACACAGCCAGGACGGCUUCUCCAGACUAUGACAUCCUCUUGCCCCUCUUCCGGCUGCUGGCCAAAGUUGGCCUACGAGAUAAAAAGUUUGGACAGAAGGCACUGGAAUUGGAAGCACUUGAUGUGACAUUGAUUCUGGCGAAGAAAAACCUGUCUCACAGCCAGAACCUCCUCCACUGUCUCUGGGCUCUGCGUGUCUUUGCCUUUAGUGUCACCACAGGAGCCAUGCUGGGAAUUAAUGGAGCGAUGGAACUGCUUCUCAAGGUCAUCACCCCUUAUACCCAGAAGAGCACCCGAGUAAUCAGGGCAGCCACUGAAGUUCUGGCAGCAUUGCUGAAAUCCAAGUCUAACAGCCGCAGGGCAGUGAACAGAGGCUAUGUCACCAUCUUGCUCAGGCUGCAUCAGGACUGGCACAGCCAUGACACAACCAAUUCCUACGUGCUGAUCCGCAGGGCGCUUCUGCUUUGCCUCAGGCAUAUUGCCAACCUCCGGUCUGGCAGAGAGGCCUUCCUGGCAGCUCAGGGCAUGGAGAUCCUUUUCAGCACCACACAGAAUUGCCUGGAUGACAAAAGUCUGGAGCCUGUCAUCUCCCUUGUGCUUCAGAUCCUGAGGCAAUGCUACCCUAAGAGUCCACUUCCCUUGGUCACAACCAGCAGUGCUUAUUCCUUCCCAGUCCCUGGGAACAUCACCUCUGAACCUCCACAUGUUCUAACUGAAGAUUUUGAAGAUGAUGGCGAGGAAGAAGAGGACAAAGACUCAGAUUCUGAAGAUGUGAAAGAGGAAGAUGAUGACUUGGAAACAGAUGUGAACAAGCUGAGCUCCAAACCUGGUCUUGAUCGACCUGAAGAGGAACUGAUGCAAUACAAGGCAAUGUGUCUUGAGCUCUCCUGCAGUUUUGAGGAACUGGAGUCCAAACCUGGAGAUGGUUUGAACUAUGAUGAGACUCAGUAUGCCAAUCACCACCACAUUCUGACUGCUGCCUCCCCAAAAGGGCUUUGCUUGAAUAAGGACCAAAUCUCCUGGGGACAAGAAAGAGAAGUCCCUGUCCAGACCUCCCUUCUGAGCAGAGUGAAGAUGGGGAGGUCCAACAUACAUCUAACCUCCAAAAAAGGACCUGGAAUUAACCCAUACCAAAAUGCACAAUCCAAUGUUCUUGGGAUAGGUUCUUCUGGAAGUGAAAUCUCAGACAUUCAGGCGUCUUUCAAAGAGGAUGCUUGGGACAUAGAUGCGAUUUCCUGCCCAAGGAUAAGUGCCUCCUUUUCCAAUUCCACUAGACCUAGAGAAACUGCUGAAUUAAUAGAUAAGCUCCUGCAGACACAUCCGACGCAUAUCGCCUUCCAUGACCCCUAUCUUUAUAUGGCCAAAGCUAGAAGAACCAGAUCUGUGUCUGACUUCACAAUGAUGGCAUUUCCUGAUUUCUGGGGACAUUGUCCACCUCUCUCUGCCCAGUCCAUGUUGGAACGUAAAUGUGGAGUCCAAAGGAUCAAAAUAUUUGAGGAUGUCCGGAGGCUCAUCCAGCCAAGCGAUAUUAUAAAUAAAGUUGUCUUCAGUCUAGAUGAGCCUUGGCCUUUGCAAGACACCACUUCUGACUGCUUACGGUUCUUCUCCAAGUUUGAGUCUGGAAAUCUUCGCAAAGCCAUCCAAGUGCGUGAGUUGGAGUACGACUUACUGAUCAAUGCUGAUGUGAAUAGCACGCAGCACCAGCAGUGGUUCUACUUCAAGGUGAGCGGUAUGAGGGAUGCGGUCCCUUAUCGCUUCAACAUUAUCAACUGUGAGAAGGCCAACAGCCAGUUCAAUUACGGGAUGCAGCCAACUCUGUAUUCUGUGAAGGAGGCUCUUCUUGGCAGACCUGCCUGGGUACGGACAGGCUAUGAAAUCUGUUAUUACAAGAAUCAUUAUCGCCAGAGCGCAGCCAUCACAGGGGCAGAGUCUGGGAAGUGCUAUUACACCCUCACCUUUGCCGUCACCUUCCCGCAUGCCGAGGAUGUCUGCUACCUGGCCUACCACUAUCCCUACACCUACACCGCCCUCAUGACUCACCUUGAUGUUCUGGAAAAAAGCGUGAACCCCAAGCAGGUCUACUUCCGUCAGGAGGUUCUCUGCCAGACGCUAGGAGGGAAUUCAUGUCCAUUGGUGACCAUCACUGCCAUGCCCGAGUCUAACAGUGCUGACCACCUGGAGCAGCUCCGGCAGCGCCCAUACCAGGUGAUUACUGCUCGAGUUCACCCAGGAGAGAGCAAUGCCAGCUGGGUGAUGAAGGGGACCUUGGAGUUCCUGGUCAGCAGUGACCCUGUGGCUAGGCUCUUGAGGGAAAACUUCAUUUUCAAGAUCAUCCCCAUGCUCAACCCAGAUGGUGUCAUCAAUGGCAAUCACAGAUGUUCACUGAGAGGAGAGGAUUUGAACAGACAGUGGCUCUCUCCUAGUGCUCGUCUCCAGCCCACAAUUUACCACGCCAAAGGACUCCUCCACUACCUGGGCAGCAUUGGCCGGUGUCCCAUGGUCUUCUGUGAUUUCCAUGGUCACUCUCAAAAAAGGAAUGUGUUCCUUUACGGUUGUAGCAUCAAAGAGACUUUGUGGCAGGCAGGGUCCACGGUGGGCACAUCCAAUCUCUUGGAAGAUGUCAGCUACAGGACUCUUCCCAAAAUCCUUGAUAAACUAGCACCAGCAUUCACCUUAAGCAGCUGCAGCUUCCUCGUGGAGAAAUCCCGAGCCUCCACAGCACGAGUAGUGGUGUGGAGAGAGAUGGGGGUGUCCAGAAGCUACACCAUGGAGAGCAGCUACUGUGGCUGCAACCAGGGCCCCUAUCAGGGUCUACAGUUUGGUACCAGUGAACUGGAGGAGAUGGGGUCUAUGUUCUGCUUGGGCCUCCUCAUCUUGGAACUCAAAUCUGUAAGCUGCAGCCGUCAGCUCCUGACCUGUGCAGCAGCUCUACUGAAUGCUGAGGAGGAGUCUCUGGACCACCACCUCCAGCGAUGCAGCAGCAACAGCAGCAUCGCUUCAGAACUGGAUGAUGAGCCUCCCUGCCUGGAGGAGAUUGACUAUGGUACCGACAGCAGCUCGGACCAGGAAGGGAGCGUCUCCGAGCUGGACCGGGAGAUCCAGGAGUGCGCUUUCCACAAGGAUGAAGGAGAGGAAGAAGAGGAGGGGCCAGGGCAGGGAAGAGAAGCCAUCCCAUAACCCUGAGGUUCAUAGCAAGUUCUGUGCCUCUAACCAUCGGAUUAGCUGCCAUGUCGUUGCUUUACCAUCACACACACACAAUGUUGGCACAGAAAGCCAGCCCAUGCGAGGUCAGCAUCCCUACAUCCAGAUUUUCUUCUACUUUCACUAUGCAUAGAGAGUGGCUACUUCUUUUUUUUUUUUUUUUUUUAAUUAAUUAGUUUUAUUCUUGGCCGUGUUGGGUCUUCACUGCUGCGUGCGGGCUCUCUCAAGUUGCGGUGAGCGGGGACUACUCUUUGUUGCAGUGCGUGGGCUUCUCACUGAGGUGGCUUCUCUUGUUGCGGAGCACAGGCUUUAGGCGUGCGGGCUCAGUAGUUGCGGCUCACAGGCUCAAGAGCGCAGGCUCAGUCAGUAGUUGUGGCACAUGGGCUUAGUUGCUCCGUGGCAUGUGGGAUCUUCCCAGACCAGGGCUUGAACCCGUGUCUCCUGCAUUGGCAGGCGGAUUCUUAACCACUGUGCCACCAGGGAAGUCCCCAGAGUGGCUACUUCUUCGUUACAGCAUUUUACAUAUAUAGAUAGGUGGCUAUAUGCACGCUGUCAUUAUGAUAGAAUGGGAGAUACUCAAGAUGACUAUGGAUCCUCUGAAGACUGUUCUGAGCUCUUCUCCAUUCCUGUGCUUGAAACUGGAGUAGACUGGAAGUAGUAGGAGUUGGACUUUCUUCGUGUCUUCUCAGCCAGAAUUCUAAGUGGUUGUUUAAGUCGUUCCCUAUAUGAGGGUUAUCACUUCCUGUUGUCUCCCUCUUAUAGCAUCUGAGCCUCUCAGCCCAAACCAUGAGCCCCACUGAGACCCUGAGGGUCCUGGCAGGGUCUUCCCUUGCUGGGUGAUUGAUUGAACAUAAAAGGCUGUACAACCAAGUAAUCAUCCUUGGUCUGUUGGAACAGUAUACAUUUUGCAGAUAUAGAAUCUGCAGAAGAUCCCCUUCUAAGGGAAGGGGGACAAUAGUGAAUAAGACAUGGCCACUGGUCUUUACAAAUUUGAAAAUCUAUGAAAUUCAUAAUCUUGGGAGGCAGCAAUUCAUUCAUUUCAGACUCAGAUAGAUGUGGCUCAUAUCCCGGAUCUGGCUGUUACUUAUUAUGAGAACAGAGGAAAAUAAUUAAAUCUCCCUAAACCACAGUUCAGUGGAGAUGAGCAUAUCUAUAUCAUAGAGUUAUUAUGAAGAUGAAACGAGAUAACAUGUAAAAGUAUACAGUUUGGCACACUGAAGACAAUAAUAUUGGCUUAUUUUCUUCCAUAACGCAGGCAGAACAUUCUAUGGAGUUAUUCUCACAGUUAACGUUCUAUGGAGUCACAUGGUUGAGAAAUACUCUCUCUUCCUAGAGGGGAUCAGGGCAGGAGGUUCUGUAGGAACAGAGCCUAGGGGACUGGCAUAGCUUAGACCAAGUGAAAAUGGAGCAAGGCCCUUCAACAGACAGAUGGAAACAGUUUGAAAGUGUGAAGGAUGAUAUGUACAGGGCCCAGGCAGAAAGGAUGAGAAGAAACAUGGAAGGCAGAUUAGAAUGGAAGAUAAAAUGGAGAUAAUAUGUUAAAGCAAAUGUAUGUUGGUCCAGAUGCCAUAUGUAUUUAGUUAGAAUUAGGUUUGGCUAUGAGAGAUGGAAAAUCCAAAACAGCAGUAGCCUUUGUAAGAUAGAAGUCUGUUUAUCUUUCAUGUGGAAUUCCAGAUAUAGGCAGACCAGAGCAGGUAUCACGAAUGCCUGAUGUCAGGCACUCAGCUUCAGCAGCUUUCUAACCACCCCCCGCCCCCGUGUGUUACUUCUAUUCUUGCUCUAAGAGAGCUGCUGAAGCAUCAGGCUUUGCAUCUACAUCCCAGUCAGCAGUAAGAAGGACAGAAAUAGAAGAUCAUGUUCUCCAUAUUUCCAAAACAAUGCAUACUGCUUCUGCUUAAUCCCACCAUCCAGAAAGUGGUCCUAUGAACACAGGGAGCUGCAAGGGAGAAUGGAAAAUGUAGUCUUUAUUUCAGGUAGGCAAGGCUAAAGAUUUGAAAUUUUAAUCCUAAGGGAAAAGAAAAUAAUGCAUAUUGAGGUUCAAAAACAUGCCAAAGAGACUUUUCCUGAUGUACCUACCACCACCAAGAGAUCUUGGAAACAGAAUAAUUUCAGAGAAAACUCAGCAGAAAGAGUUUAGCCUCAGAAAAAAAUGUUUUGCCAUAAUUUAGCCCCAAGGCAUACAAGAAAGUUAUAUGUGCUCUGAUUUGGGAAGUUGACAUUAUUAUUAUUAUUGUUGUUGUUAUUGUUAUUAUUAUUGAUAGUCCCUUAUUUUUCAACUCUUUUUCAAAUUUCUUUGCUAUCAUUCAGAAAUCACAAUUCAUUCUUUGUAUUAAGGCAUUCAGAUUUCUGUAACAUAAUGAGAGUUUUGAGGGAAAUGACAAAGACACUGAAUUCAAAUCCAGGCUGAAAGCACCUCUUAACUUCUCCCAUAUUCAAUAUUUCCAUUCUUAAAUAGAAGAUGGCAUAAUGCUUCUGUGGUUUUUUUUUUUUUUUUCAUUGUUUUGAGGCUCAAGAAGAUAAUAUUGUUGAAAAAGUAAAUGGUGAGAAGAAUGGAAAUAAUACUAACUCAUCAUCAAUUUGCAUUUCAGCUCAAAAUUGCUUAUUUACCAUGUUUCUGAGAAUGUGACCAGGGCAGGUAAAUUUCUAUGCGAUGUGCUCAGGAAAAGCCAGAAACGUGGACUAUUUAUUGAUUCAUCCAUGUAACAAAUAUAUAUUAAGUACCUGCUAUGUGUCGUGCUCUUUACUAAGCUCUAAAGCUGCAGAGAAAAAAGACUCACUGUGUCCCGAAGUUGCUCAAAGUUCAGCGGGAGAGAUGAACAAUAAACAUUUCAUUUUAACACAGUGGCACACGGCUUUAUGGAGCUGUGCAGAGGAUGAUACAGAAUCACCUCAUCUAAUGGAGGCAGUGGUGGUGGGAAAAGUCUACCAAAAGAAAAUGAUAACUUAGGUGAUUUGGGAAGGAUAUGUAAGUUUCCUGGUUAAAAAGAAGAGGAC
Messenger RNA from Balaenoptera ricei (Rice's whale), 6695 nucleotides. RefSeq names its product AGBL carboxypeptidase 1 (gene AGBL1). The record is from RefSeq and is a predicted model, not a curated record. The transcript is spliced from 23 exons. The coding region runs from base 318 to 3677 and encodes 1119 amino acids. Gene Ontology annotation, molecular function: zinc ion binding; metallocarboxypeptidase activity. Gene Ontology annotation, biological process: protein side chain deglutamylation; C-terminal protein deglutamylation; proteolysis. Lineage: Eukaryota; Metazoa; Chordata; Mammalia; Artiodactyla; Balaenopteridae.